AUGGAUACGGACGAUUCUUUCUCCGUCAUCUCACCUCCCGCCAAGACAAAAAAGGCACCCGCCAAACCUCGCGCUGCAGGCACAACAAAAGCAGCUCCCAAAAAGAAGGCUGAGCCUUUGAAAGCUAGAAAGAGCAACGAAGCAGACGAAAAUGACAGUCAAGAUAUCGACAUGUUACCCGUCAACGGAAAUGGCAAAGCUGAGUCUUCAGCACAAGCAAGCGCUGUCAAUUCUUCGCGCAGCACCCCUGCACCAGGCAGCAAGAAAACAGCAACAGAGACAUACCAAAAGCUGUCACAAUUAGAGCAUGUCUUGCUACGUCCCGAUACAUACAUUGGAAGUGUAGAGCACCAUCAAGAAGAUAUGUGGGUCUUUGAUCCUGCCAAUCAAAGAAUGGCAUAUCGAAAGAUUUCAUACAUUCCCGGUUUCUACAAAAUCUUUGACGAAAUCCUUGUGAAUGCUGCUGACAACAAAGUCAGAGACACAUCAAUGGACACCAUCAAAGUGACAAUUGACAAAGAAGAAGGCUCCAUUAGCGUCUGGAACAAUGGACGCGGUAUCCCGAUCGAAAUCCACGAAAAGGAAGGCAUUUACAUUCCUGAAUUGAUUUUCGGUAACUUGUUGACUUCUUCAAACUACGAUGAUGCUGAAGACAAGGUCACCGGUGGUCGUAACGGUUACGGUGCCAAAUUAGCAAACAUCUAUAGUACAGAAUUCGUCGUCGAGACUGCUGAUAGCAACUCUGGUCAAAAAUACCGACAAGUCUUCUCAAACAAUAUGGGCACCCGUGGCAAGCCCAAGAUCACAAAAGCUACUGGCGCAAAAGACUUUACAUGCAUUACCUUCAAACCUGACUUCAAACGAUUCCACUUGGAAAAGAUCGAUGACGAUAUGGAGGCAUUGAUGAUGAAGCGUGUUUACGAUAUGGCUGGUACAGUGCGCGAUUGCAAGGUCUUUUUGAACGGAGAGCGCUUGAAGAUCAAAGGUUUCAAGCAAUACGUGGAAAUGUACAUCAAUGCCAUCAAUGAGUUGGGCGGAGGUACACAACCAAAAGAAGAGGACAUGGGUGCCGAUAUGAUUGCUAAGCCGAAGCAAUCUAUCAUUUAUGAAAGCAUCACUGAUCGUGGAAAAGUUUGGGAAGUCGCCUUUGCUGUUUCCGAUGGUGAGGCCAGACAAGUUUCAUUCGUGAACAACAUUGCAACGAUCAAAGGUGGUAAACAUGUGGAUUUGGUUGAAAAUCAAAUCGUCACAAGAAUUUCCGAAUAUGUCACCAAGAGCAAGAAAAAUACGGUCAAAUUAGCAGCAAUCAGAUCGCAAUUAUGGAUCUUUGUCAACUGUCAAAUCGUGAACCCUACAUUCGACAGUCAAACAAAGGAAAACAUGACAUUGAAAGCAAGUGCAUUCGGAAGCAAAUGGACCUUGACUGAUGCUCUUGCCAAGAAGAUCAUGAGCAGUGGUGUUGUUGACAAUGUGAUGCUUCACGCAAAAAUGCAACAAGAACGCGCUCUCAAGAAGACGGAUGGACAUAAGCGUAACCGUAUCACAGGUAUCACCAAGUUGGAGGACGCAAACAACGCUGGUACCCGAAAAGCCAGAGAAUGUACAUUGAUCUUGACAGAAGGAGACUCUGCCAAAGCAUUGGCUGUAGCAGGUCUUACAGAAGUGGGUCGUGACAAUUUCGGUGUUUUCCCGCUUCGUGGUAAAUUGCUCAACGUUCGUGAAGCAAGUCACGAUCAAAUCAUGAAGAAUGCUGAAAUCACAAACAUCAAGACCAUCAUGGGUCUUCAACACGGAAAAGUGUAUGAAUCUAUCGACAGUCUUCGUUAUGGUCGCUUGAUGAUCAUGACCGAUCAAGAUCACGAUGGAUCACACAUCAAAGGUUUGAUCAUCAAUUUCCUCGAUCACUUCUUCCCUUCUUUGUUGAAGCAACCUCAAUUUUUGGUUGAGUUUAUUACCCCGAUCGUCAAAUGCAAAAAGGGCAAUGUUGAAAAGACCUUCUUCACUAUGCCUGAAUACGAGGUGUGGAAAGAAGAAAACGCGCAAGGCAGAGGAUGGGCAAUCAAAUACUACAAGGGUCUGGGUACAUCCAAUGCACAAGACGGUAAGAAGUACUUCCGAGCAAUGAAUACCCACAUGCUUCCCUUCCAAACUACACAACCAGGUGAUCGUGAUUUGAUCGAUUUGGCAUUCAACAAGAAGAAAGCUGAUGACCGUAAAGAAUGGUUGCGUCAAUUCAAACCAGGCACUUUCUUGGACCAUUCAAUUGCCGAAGUUCCUUUGGCAGAUUUCAUUAACAAGGAGUUGAUCUUGUUCAGCAUGGCUGAUAACGCACGUAGUAUUCCAAGCGUCGUUGAUGGUUUGAAACCCGGUCAACGUAAAGUCAUGUUCUCUUGCUUUAAGAGAAAGCUCAAGGGCGAAAUCAAGGUCGGUUCCUUGUCCGGUUAUGUGUUGGAACAUGCAGCAUACCAUCACGGUGAAACAAGUUUGCAAAUGACUAUUGUCAAUUUGGCUCAAGAUUUUGUUGGAGCAAACAAUGUCAACAUCCUUUUGCCAAACGGUCAAUUCGGUACACGUAUGAUGGGAGGUAAAGAUGCUGCUUCUGCUCGUUACAUUUUCACAAACGUUGCAGAUAUCACACGUACCUUGUUCCACCCUGCCGAUGACGGACUUUUGAAUUACCUCAAUGAAGAUGGUCAAAGUAUUGAACCUGAAUGGUACAUUCCUUGUGUACCAUUGUUGUUGCUCAAUGGUAGUGAAGGUAUUGGUACUGGUUGGUCUUCUUACAUUCCAAACUACAAUCCAAAAGACGUUGUCGAGAAUAUCAAGAGACGCAUGAACGGCGAAGAGUACAUUCAAAUGCACCCUUGGUACCGUGGCUUCACAGGUCAAAUCAUUCCGGAAGACGCCAACCGUAACCGCUACAAAUGCUUGGGUACUGUGACACAAAGGGAUGAAAAGACGUGGGAGAUCACAGAAUUGCCCAUCAAAACCUGGACUUCAUCAUACAAAGAAGGUUUGGAAGAACGUGUCAUUGGUACUGACAAGGUUCCAGCAACAAUCAAGGAGUACAAAGAAUACCACACAGACACAACUGUUCACUUUGUGGUUGAGAUGAAUCCAAAGGGACAAGCUGAAAUCGCAGAGAAAGGUGCAGAAGCCUUCUUCAAGCUUUCAUCCCAAAUCUCCACUACAAACAUGGUCUUAUUCGAUCAUCAAGGAAAGAUUAAAAAGUACACUUCCCCCGAAGAGAUCUUGGACGAUUUCUAUCUCUUGCGUUUGGAGUACUACUCUAAGCGUAAAGACUUCCUCGUUGAUGACCUCAAGUUGCAAUACGAACGUCUGUCCAAUCAAGCUCGUUUCGUGCAAAUGAUCAUUAACAAACAACUUCAAAUUAACAACCGUAAACGCAAGGAAUUGGUGAGCGAACUGCGCGCAAAAGACUUCCGUCCAUUCCCACGUCAAGUCAAACCAAAGGUUGCUGCAGACGUUGACGCUGAUGAAGAAGAGGAAGAAGAUAUCGGAACGGAUUCGGAUUAUGAUUACCUUUUGAGUAUGGCAAUUUGGAAUCUCACGAAAGAAAAAGUUGAUAAGUUGUUGGCACAACGUGAUGAAAAAGAGAAAGAGCUUGAAACUCUGCUCAGACGUACACCGCAAAACCUUUGGGGUGAAGAUUUGCACAAGUUUGAAGAACAAUGGCAAGCUUUAUUGGACGAAGACGCUCGUCGUUUGGCCGAUGUUGGCAAUAACAAGCGUGGUCGUAAGAGUGGCGGUGGUGCUGGCACAAAGGCAAAAGCCGCAAAGCCACGCAAACAAGUCAAAAAGGAUGAAGAUGCUAUGAUUCUUGACGGUGAUGAUGACUUUGUCCUUGCUGAGAAGAGGCCUGCGGUUAAGAAAUCAUCAGGUGUAAAGCGUGAAGCAAGUGAAGCUGUUGGUGAUGAAAGCAAGCCAAGUGGCAGCAUGUCUGCUUCUAGCAGCAAGAAUGGCCUCAAAAAGCUCAAGCAAUCCAAGCUCGUGGCAGAUGACAGUGACGAUGAAGACGCCUAUUUGAUGCCUUCAAAGCCAAGCAAGAGUAAAUUGCCUGUCAAAGACGAAGAUGAUGAUGAUUUACUCGAUACCCCUCCAAAGAAGAGUCAACCUGCGCGUCAACGCAAGACAACAACAAAGUACAAGCAAGUCAUCUCGGACGAUGAAGAUGAUGACGCGAACGAUGACGAUGAGGAAUACAAUGAUGAUAGUGAUUAA
Messenger RNA from Meira miltonrushii, 4242 nucleotides. Its product is annotated as DNA topoisomerase II. Gene Ontology annotation, cellular component: nucleus. Gene Ontology annotation, biological process: DNA topological change; sister chromatid segregation; resolution of meiotic recombination intermediates. Gene Ontology annotation, molecular function: DNA topoisomerase type II (double strand cut, ATP-hydrolyzing) activity; ATP binding; DNA binding. The record is from RefSeq and is a predicted model, not a curated record. NCBI's taxonomy places the organism in Eukaryota, Fungi, Basidiomycota, Exobasidiomycetes, Exobasidiales, Brachybasidiaceae. The coding region runs from base 1 to 4242 and encodes 1413 amino acids. The transcript has a single exon.